Rotaria sordida is the source of this 1164-nucleotide messenger RNA. The record is from the annotation of a GenBank genome assembly. Lineage: Eukaryota; Metazoa; Rotifera; Eurotatoria; Philodinida; Philodinidae.
AUGUCUACUCGAAUAUGGCAAGAUUUUUUUGUAUGCGAAGACGAGAAUGAGUUAUUAGCAAUCACCAAAGAAAAUAAUACAUGUAAAAAAUGUACAGAACAAUUUAAUUAUGGAUUAUGUCAUACAUAUAUUUGUUCAGAAUAUCGGAAAUAUCCACUAUGUAAAAUUCAAUUGAAAGCAAAACAGUCGUCUGAUGGUACGUAUCAAUUAUAUUUAUCAGGGUCUCAUGAUCAUCAACAGCGGAAUACAACAACUCGACUACCAUCACCAAUUCGAGAAGUUAUUAUUAGACUAUCAGACAACGGCUUAGUAACAUCUCAAAUUAAUAAAGUAAUGGAAGCGUUACAUCCAGAUUUGUCUAUUGAUACAAAAGUUAUGAAUGCUGCUCAUUUACAGCAAUGGUGUUUAUUACGUCAAAAUGUACCACCACCAGAUAAACAACACGACAUAUUUAUACCUUAUUAUGUCGCUAAUGAUGUGAAUGAUUUAUUUAUAUGUUUCACAACACGUCAGUUAUCAUCUGCAUGUAAAUAUUCAUCAGUAUUGGCUAUUGACUGCACUUACAAAAUAACAACAAAUGAAUUAUCAUUAUUAGUAUUUGGAACAUCUGAUUAUAAUCGUCGAUUUUAUCCAAUGGGUAUUUGUUUAAUAUCAACAGACGAAUCAGCGGAUACAUUUCGUACAUUAUUUCGUGUUAUUCAACAAUGGGCAUCAGUAGUUAAUAAUCAAGCCGACACAAUCUCACACGUUUUAGCUGAUGGAGCACCUGUCGAACAAGAUAUUUUUAGUAUGCAAUUAGUAUUUGACGGUCAAAUAUUUGCAAUAGCAUCACGUCUUAUGUUAUUAAAAUCGUCAACAGAUGCUGAAUUAAAUGAUUUUCGACAAUAUUUUGAACGAGAAUGGAUAUUAUCGUUACCGUAUUGGUAUGAAGGAGCUGCUUGUUUAGUACCAUCAACAAAUAAUGGGCUAGAAUCACUUAAUGGUAGAAUUAAAAAAGAUUACACAUUACGAAAUCGCGUUGCAUUAUCUGCAUUUUUAAAAACAGCCGAACGACUGCUAAUCGAUUGGUCAAAAGAUAGUGAAGAAAAACCAUUUCAGUUACAUAUUACGUAUAAAGAUGAUUUAAAAUUAAGUGCAUACACAUGGUUACAACAACAGGGAUAA